GUUCUAAGAAGGCACAGCGUUGUAUAAAAAACAAAAACCCAACUAAACAGUGGUUUGAACCGUGAAAUAGCCCCGCUGACAUCAAACGUCGAACAGCCCUUGCUUAUUUUAUUUUUUAUUUAUAGCCCACAACUAACUAAAGGUGUGAGUUCAUAUUUUCAGGAAAUACAAAUAGUGAUGUCAUGCUGUGGUAAUCCGUUAUAUAUUCAGAUCUAGAUCUAGGCAUUGUGCUCUUUGUUUCAAUUGUGUGUUGAGCACAUUGCACUAAAAGUUGGCAGACAGUGAAGCAGAAGCCAGAGAUGGCAAACAUAGAGACUGAUGCUAAAGCUGAAAGUGUACAAGCUGAUGCUUUGCCUGAGUUUACACUAUCUUCAUAUACAUCGGGUUCUAGAAUUGGACAAAACAGCUUUUGUGAAACCAAUCCAGAAAUGGGAGUCGAGUUUGAAAAGAAAUUUGAAUAUUGCGACACAAUCGGCUCAGGCAGUUGUGGAGAAGUGGUACGAGCCAGGCAUAAACAAGAUAAACAGUUCUAUGCCAUUAAAAAAAUUAAGCUCCCGAAAAGUGAAAAGGCACCGUCUGAGGGAAAAUAUUUAAGAGAAGUGCAAAGUCUGGCAAAACUGCAACACAUUGGAAUAGUACGCUAUCAUACAGUUUGGGAUGAAGUAGUAAACCAGCAGCCAUUUUUGUUUAUACAAAUGGAAUUAUGCCAAGCAGGAACAUUAAGUACCUGGCUUGCGGACAAUGCUGGACCACGCCCUCCAGUUAAAGUCUUACCUUUCUGUAAAGAGAUUUUGGAAGCUCUCAGUUACAUCCAUGGCCAGGGAAUAAUUCACAGAGAUGUCAAACCUGGCAACAUCUUGAUUGCCAAUGGCAAGCUAAAAAUUGGAGAUUUUGGAUUGGCUACAUGCCAUGAUGAUUCGUUUGAACAUGAGAGCCAUUCAAAUCAAGCAGCCAAUCAGCAUACAGCUCUGCAGGGCACUAAGCUUUACAUGAGCCCAGAACAGCUUAAUAAAGGCCAGUAUGACACCAAAGUGGAUAUAUUUUCUACUGGCCUAGUCUUUUUAGAGCUCUGUAGGUCGUUUCCUUACCCUGAUGAGGAAAAUUUGAAAGAAAGGGUCUUUAAUUCUGUCAGAGAUGGAGGUGCAGUUAACCUUGUUGGCUUUCCUGAACCAAGGAUGGCAACGAUUGUGCAACAGAUGACAGACAAAAAUCCUGCUAAAAGGCCCACAGCUAAAAAGUUACUGACUGAUAUGGUUUUUAAGAAAUAUUCACAACAUAAUGACAGUAGUUUAUCAUGGACAAUUAUAAACCAUGCAACAAACGUUGUAAAUGGACCAGGAGCAACAAUGGUAGUCAACAAUUACGCUGAUGACUGGAAUAAAACAAGUAGAACAAAAGAACCCAAACGUCCACUGUCAGUGUCGCAGGAUCCCCCAACUCAGGAUCAGCUAAUGAACAUAAAAGAUCAAAUAGGCAGAAAGAGCUCUUCUAUGGAUUUGGGCAGAUACCUUGGAUUUGAUGACGCUUUCUUGGAACAGUUGAAAGAAGAUUCAGGAGAACUUUCAGAAUUCAAUUAUCAAAUUUUAAGAAAAUUCAAAGAAAAAUGUCCUGAUUUAUACACAAAGAAAUAUCUAGCUGACAUUUUUUAUCAGAAGAUGAGACGCGGUGACCUGGCCGAUCUUCUAGCAGAUUAAAUUUAGAUCUAGUUACACUGUAAAUAAAUUCUUAA
Physella acuta is the source of this 1729-nucleotide messenger RNA. Its product is annotated as interferon-induced, double-stranded RNA-activated protein kinase. Lineage: Eukaryota; Metazoa; Mollusca; Gastropoda; Physidae. The record is from RefSeq and is a predicted model, not a curated record. Gene Ontology annotation, molecular function: eukaryotic translation initiation factor 2alpha kinase activity; ATP binding. Gene Ontology annotation, biological process: regulation of translational initiation by eIF2 alpha phosphorylation. Gene Ontology annotation, cellular component: nucleus; cytoplasm.